GCAACCCGAAACCGCCCUUCGCGCUGCAAUCGUUGCGGACCUGGAUGUGGCGCGGCAGGGCUUGGAGGAGCACCGUGGCCGCCUGCGCCAGGCGUUGGACGAUGGCGUCAAGGACCUUGAUGGCCUGGCCACUCUGAGCUCAGAACUGCAGGCCAAGUGCCAAUUCUUCGACAAAAUUGUCAAGGACUUGAGAAAGUUUUGCCAGGGCUGA
Messenger RNA from Effrenium voratum, 211 nucleotides. The record is from the annotation of a GenBank genome assembly. Lineage: Eukaryota; Dinophyceae; Suessiales; Symbiodiniaceae.